Molecule: messenger RNA, 1401 nt
Organism: Carassius carassius (crucian carp)
Lineage: Eukaryota; Metazoa; Chordata; Actinopteri; Cypriniformes; Cyprinidae
Product: paraneoplastic antigen Ma1 homolog
Exons: 1
Coding region: 1-1401 (466 amino acids)
Molecular function (GO): nucleic acid binding; zinc ion binding
Source: RefSeq, a predicted model, not a curated record
AUGGAUAUUUCUCAGGCUGGCGAAUGGAUUCGUCAAGCGCAAAUAAAGCCAUCUUGCUGUCUAAUACUCAGUGAUGUCCCAAUAGAUGUGAGGGAUGAGACUAUCGCAGAUGUGCUUAACACAGUAAAGCUAUUCGGCCGUACCAAGAUUCAUGGUAAACGGGGAGAUCCUACAGGAACUAAGUUGUUUUUGUUGCUGGAAACCAGUAAUGACAUUGAUCCAGAUACUGUACCACCAGAGGUAGGGAUUCCUGGUGAAGUGGGGCCAUGGAGGGUACAUGUACCUGGAAGAAUGGUGACAGAUCCUUCUGUGGGAGAUGCUGUUUUUCAGGAUAAGUUGUUGUCCUUGUUGCAGCAGGAAGGAAAGACACUGGAGGAUGUGAAGGCUAUGUUGGAGCAAGGUCAGUCCUCUGAUGCAAAAGUUAAUCUUGAUUUGGUGAAUGCUAUUGAUCGCCUUGUGGAAAAGUGUAUCCAUAUGCCCAGUGAUACUGUGGGUUAUAGGAGAUUAAGAGUAUUUUCAGGUGUGAAACCAGUACCUGCUGGGGAGGAAGAGUAUGACCCCUGGAUGGAGCAGGCUGUUCAAAUGAUCAGCGAGUGGCAGUGUGCUGAUUCUGUGAAAAGGCAGCGUAUUGUUGAGAGUUUGCGGGGACCCGCUUCAGACAUAGUCCGGUUUCUGAAGGUUAGUAAUCCAACUGCCACAGCUACUGAUUAUUUGGUUGCUCUUGAAACAGCCUAUGGAACUACUGAAAGUAAUUCUGAUCUUCUUGCAAAGUUCAGGGGCACUUACCAAGGGGAAAGUGAGAAGCUUUCUGAUUUUCUAUAUAGGCUGGACAAGCUCCUUCAUCGCAUGCUUGUAAAAGGUGGUGUUGUAGCCGCUGAUUUGGAUCGCAUGCGCAUGGAGCAAGUGGUUAAGGGAGCUCGUACUACUGAUAUGGUAGCACUACGACUAAGAAUGACCCACACUUUGCGUGAUCCUCCUAGUUUCUCGAAAUUGUUACGGGAAGUAAGGGAAGAAGAGGAUUGGAUCAGGUCUAGAGAGGGUGGAAAAGUAGUGGUUUCUGCUGCCUCUAUUCCACAGGCUUCUUUGGUGUCUGAAUUGAGCAUUAUAAAGCAAGAGGUGAGUGCACUUACAACUCAGAUGUCCCAGCUGUUGAAAGCAGCUGCACAUGACCCUGUUCCUGAGCAUUCUUCCAAGGCAUCUGGCCCUGUGUGUCAAGUGGCGGAUGCAAGUGCUACAGAAGUUUCCGGCAAAAAGAGCACAUCCAAGUUUACUCGGCCUGGAGUUUUCUGUUACAAGUGUGGUGAGGAUGGCCACACAAAGAGAGAGUGUCGGGGAACUGAAAACCUGAGGAAAGUAAAUCAAAAAUUGAUCAGUCAGAGCAGGUUCUCGGGAAACUUCUAG